UCCUGCUUAGAUUAUGUUUGUCUGAUGAUUGCCGAUGAUUAUAUUAUUAGGCUGCGUCUAUGCGUUGUCUAAGUGUCCUCUCGGAGGCUUCAGUUUCAGGUCGUGCCACAAAAUCGGAGCUGAAAAUGGUGAAAGAUAAAAUAUGUAUCUUAAAACAGUUCUGGGUGGCGAUGGGCAUCGUGUUCAACAUCGUGGCGGUGGGCGUGACGCUCAGCUUCCCCUCGAGUCUGCUGCCGGCCCUCAGGAGCCCUGACUCCCCAAUACAGGUGGACCUGAACACUGCCUCUUUGCUUGCUUCAAGUCCGGGCAUCGCAUCCCCAAUCGGCUUCAUCGCCGCCUCCGUUCUGAUGGACGCGGUGGGGCGGCGCGCCGCGCACGCGCUGUCCCUGCUGCCCUCCGCCGCCGGCUGGGGGCUCAUCUACUGGGCACCCAGCGUCUCCUGGCUCAUCCUCGGCCGCAUGUUGUGUGGCCUCACCGCCGGCGCCUCCGUCACGCUCGGAUCCGUCAUUAUUGGGGAGUACAGCAGCCCUAAAUACCGAGGAGUCUUCCUCAGCAUGAAAACAGCAGCUGUUUCUGCCGGCGCGAUAACCUUGCAUGCUUUUGGACACCACUUCCACUGGCAGACUGUAGCCCUCAUUGCACUGGGUCCAGUAUUCCUGUCCAUCUGCAACACCCUGACCUGGUCAGAAAGCCCCUCGUGGUACGCCGCUAAAGGCAGAUACGCUGAGUGUGAGACCGCGUUCUACGCCCUCCGAGGAACAGAUGAAGACGCUGUCAGAGAGUGCGAGGCGCUUGUCCACGCGCAGAAGAAGAGGAUAUCCCAGAUACCUGAAACAGUCACUUGCGGUAGCACUGUAGCGGGUUUCUUCAAGAAGUUCACCAGGAAAGACUUUUUGAUGCCUGUGUUUGUUGUUACUAUUGCCUUCCUGAUGUCGGAGGCUUGUGGGCGGCACGCGUUCCCGGCGUUCGCUCUGGACUUCAUCUCGGACAUCAGCGGCGACCCAGCGCGCACCUUCCUCUACACGAUGGUGAUGGACGGCAUCACUACCACCAGCUCACUCUUCGCACUCUACCUGAACAAGGCCGUGAAGAGAAGAACCCUGAUAUUCUUUAGCGGCAUCAGCUCUGUAGUCAUCCUUUUAACCGUGAGCUCGUAUUUAUACCUGGUGAAUUGGGGCGUGAUCUCGCGGGAACGGUCGUGGGUGCCUCUAUCACUGAUGGUGGUAUACUUCGUGGUGUCGAACCUGGGCGCCACCAGCAUCCCUCUGAUGCUGCUGGGCGAGCUGGUGCCGCUGGAGCAUCGGGCGGUUGGGACAGCCGUCUGCGGGGUCACCGUGUCGAUAAACCUUGUCUCCGUGAUGCAGGCGACUCCUAUGCUCAUGGCCACUAUCGGCACGCACGGGACCCUGCUCUGCUUCGCGUCGGUGAUGGUGGUGACCCUGCUGAUACUCUACCUCACCCUGCCCGAGACUCACGGCCGCACUCUCCAGGAGAUCGAGGAGUUCUUCAAGUACGGGAAGACGGUGGAUGAGAAGUUGAAGUUGGAUGAUGUUGAGGUGAAGACGAAAAUGUUGCGGGAAGUUUAGAGAAGAUUGAGUGAGGACGUUGCAGUGU
Messenger RNA from Plutella xylostella (diamondback moth), 1614 nucleotides. RefSeq names its product facilitated trehalose transporter Tret1-like. Gene Ontology annotation, cellular component: membrane. The record is from RefSeq and is a predicted model, not a curated record. Lineage: Eukaryota; Metazoa; Arthropoda; Insecta; Lepidoptera; Plutellidae. Gene Ontology annotation, biological process: transmembrane transport. Gene Ontology annotation, molecular function: transmembrane transporter activity.